AUGGCACAUCAUCUUGUCGACUCCGUGCCGAAGCAUCUUCGCUUCAGCCCUGGUGGCGGAAGCACUCGAAAUUUGCUGCUGCGAAACAUAUCAACAGGAGAUCUUCCUUUGCGAAUAGAGCCUCCGGGGCCACCCUUCACUGUAUCUGUGGGGUCCGAGCAUUUGGGCAAGAAUUUCGUGCUCGAGGCUGGCGCGACCUUAGCUUUCAGAAUCGCAAUCGGCUCGUCUCCUCCAGACAGCGGCGUUGCAUGUGACUUUUUGACGGUGCACAUUGAAUGUUCUCCACCGCUACUGAUCGAUGUUGUCUCGGCUUCCGACGCUACACCCAGUGAUGAGAUCGCCAGCCUAAUCAGGGCCUCGGCACAGCAACGAAGCUUGCAGCAGAGCAGCACUGGCAACACGCCAGAGGCUGUCUUCAUCAAACCUGGGGAUGCAGAGGAACAGGCCGUCCCUGCAGCACUGCUGGAGUUCCUGGGGGAGGAACCGAGCGCUGCAGCACUGCGCAACUGCCAAAGAACAUCUGUGGUUAGGCCAGCAUCGCGGCCAGACACGCCCGACUCCGGGCGAGGCGCUUACCCGGACGCACCCCCGGAUUUCGAUGACCGCCCGCCCACACCAAGUCCAGAGGGAUUUCAGCAGCUGCCAGUGCCACCUCCACGACCACAAGCCUGCGAAAACGGCCAGGUCUCGGCGUGGGAAGAAAAGCCAGACGAGGGGUCGCUUCUCCCUCAAACGACCACGGCGGCUGUGCAGCCUCCAGAAGUCGCUCCCACCGCACACUUGACGCCGGCAGAAGCUACUAGAAUCGCUGCCAUGCGGGCGAAAGGUCUGCUGCAAGAAUCCCAGCCACGGCCUAGCAACAGCAGCAAGCGCACAACUUUUCCGACCGCAGACACUGUCGAGCCGCCGCGCCCAGCUGGCUACGAGGAGCAGGACCUCUUCUAUGUCGCCGGGGCCGGCUGGUGCGACAUUUACGGCCGAGCUGUGGGAGCGACAGCGGUGUCCCCCACCAGCUCUGCAAAGUCUUCACCAGCUCGUGCUGCCCGCAUUCCGUGGUCGGCCUGCACAUCCAUAGUGCAUGGAGUAGCAUGUUUUCCAGCAGCGUCGGCUAAACACACAAAGACUGCUGCACUUUUGAGGCCACCUAUGGCCAAGGCAGCCCCAAAAACUAGAGACGAGCAGCAAGCUGCCUGGGAUGCGAUCCCCGGCGUUUGA
Messenger RNA from Symbiodinium natans, 1215 nucleotides. Lineage: Eukaryota; Dinophyceae; Suessiales; Symbiodiniaceae. The record is from the annotation of a GenBank genome assembly.